Pseudocercospora fijiensis CIRAD86 is the source of this 303-nucleotide messenger RNA. RefSeq lists its product as uncharacterized. Bases 1 to 303 code for a protein of 100 amino acids. The transcript has 2 exons. Gene Ontology annotation, biological process: protein modification by small protein removal. Gene Ontology annotation, molecular function: peptidase activity. Lineage: Eukaryota; Fungi; Ascomycota; Dothideomycetes; Mycosphaerellales; Mycosphaerellaceae. The record is from RefSeq and is a predicted model, not a curated record.
AUGGAGAUCGAACUCUACGUAUAUGACCUCACACGAGGCAUGGCAAGAGCCAUGUCCCGCCAAUUCCUUGGUGUCCAGAUCGACGCAGUGUACCACACAGCCUUGGUGUUCGGUGGCAUCGAAUACUUCUUUGGAGCCGGCGUACAGACUUGCUAUCCUGGGACCACACAUCACGGCCAGCCAAUGGAAGUCAUAAAACUCGGGACAACACAAUUGCCACUUGAGAUUAUUCUGGAGUAUCUCGAAAGCCUGAAAGAAGUCUACACUCCAGAGAGCUAUGACCUGUUCGCGCACAACUGCUAG